AGCAGGGGCGGACUGACCAUUUGGAAACUCAGGCAGUGUCCGUGGGCCCGGGGUCAGUAGGGGGCCCCAUGAGAUGCCCCUGGUACCUUUUUCAUAGGCUUUUUUGAGUUUGGGCAAGGACACAGGGGCCCCAUGAUCCCCUAUUGCCCGGGGGCCCCAUGAGUUGUCAGUCCGCCCCUGCGCAUGAGUACAUCGCUGGAGCUGAAGUGGAUGUACAUGUUAGCUGGAUGAUAAUGCAUUGUGCAGUGCUAAUCAUUCCAGUU
Molecule: messenger RNA, 263 nt
Organism: Staurois parvus
Lineage: Eukaryota; Metazoa; Chordata; Amphibia; Anura; Ranidae
Source: the annotation of a GenBank genome assembly